Messenger RNA from Knipowitschia caucasica, 225 nucleotides. The record is from the annotation of a GenBank genome assembly. Lineage: Eukaryota; Metazoa; Chordata; Actinopteri; Gobiiformes; Gobiidae.
AUGGAGGACCUGACGGCUCCUCGCAGCUGCGGCUGGACGGUUCUCAGAGUUCACGCUGAGCUGCGAUUGGCUGACAGUGCAGAGGAGUUUGUUUCCACAGCGACGGGGCUGUCACUGCCCACUACCACCCAGGCUGAGCUGUCAAUCAUAGCGCUCUCAGACAGGAAGAAGCGCAGAGGAAAUGAUCUAUUACCGAUUAUUAUGGUUGUUUGUGGCUUUGUGUAG